CGAACCUUAUCUGCAUGUGACUCUGUCUGUUGUCCACCAAACACUUGCAAAGCUCCAAAGCACAGUGAUAUCAUUGAACAAACCAUUUCAUUUCAUUUCUUGCUGACUCAAUUCAGUCUUGGGACAAAUAUGAACACCUUUUCCUCAAUUCAGCGUUUCCCUUGCUCAAGAUUUUACUCUUUCACUGCCACAAGGACUCAAGUUCCUUUUCGUGCAAAGGUCUUCUUGUGCCAGGCAAAAUCUGGCAUAGAUGGACCAUUGAACUUAAAAGUGAUAUCCCCCACUCUGUUAGCAGCAGAAAAGGAAGAAGCCAAAGCUGUAUUGACACUGUUUUUGAAGAAACAAGGUUUGAGCAAUGCGGUUGCAGCUAGAACGAUCAACAAGUCUGAUCUUUUUAUUGAUCACCUUGUCUCAAAGCUUCACUCUAAGCACAAAUCUUGGUACCUUGCAGGUAGGGAGCUUACAACUCUAGAGAUAAGAGAUGCUCUUAUCGCAUAUCUCGAAUCCCUUUUCAAAGAGCAUGGAGACAUUCUAAUGAAUGUUGUGGAAAGUUAUCCAAAUCCACCUGUUAAGGAUAAAUCAGCUGUGCCAAUUCCUUCUCCUAGUCCAGUAGUAGACUCUAAGAAGCUUAAAGCUAUGUCUCGAGUGAGUGAGUUGGACACACAUGCUGGCAAUCUUCGCCCUCAUCUUGUGUAUCUCAUGGAACUUGGUAUGGAUAUUGAGCAGAUUAGGAGUAUCAUAAGAAGAUUCCCAUCUUUUGCCUACUAUAGUUUGGAGGGUAAAAUUAAGCCAGUGGUUGAGUUUUUUCUUGAACUUGGAGUGCCAAAAGAGAACAUUCCAACUAUCCUUACUAAAAGGCCUCAACUAUGUGGCAUUAGUCUAUCUGAAAAUCUUAAGCCCACCAUGAAGUUCUUAGAAUCUUUGGGUGUUGACAAGGAACAAUGGCCAAAGGUGAUCUAUCGCUUCCCGGCCCUGCUAACUUAUAGCAAGCAGAAGGUGUGGGAAAGUGUAGAUUUUCUCUGUGAAUUGGGCCUCUCAGAAGAGAGCAUAGGUAAGAUUUUAACUCGUUGCCCCAAUAUUGUUAGUUACAGUGUAGAAGACAAUCUCCGACCCACGGCUAUGUACUUUCGUUCUUUGGGAGUUGAUGUUGGCAUUCUUCUAUUCAGGUGUCCACAGAAUUUUGGUCUUAGCAUUGAGGCCAAUCUAAAGCCGGUAACAGAAUUUUUCUUGGAUAGGGGAUACACUUUGGAAGAAAUUGGUACCAUGAUUUCAAGAUAUGGAGCCUUGUAUACCUUCAGCUUAACUGAAAAUUUGGUUCCAAAAUGGGAUUUCUUUAUGACCACAGAUUACCCAAAUUCUGAGCUUGUUAAAUUCCCCCAAUAUUUCGGAUACAAUUUAGAGGAAAGGAUUAAACCAAGAUUUGCUCAUAUGAAAAAAUCUGGAGUGAAGUUACUGCUGAACCAGGUCCUUUCACUGUCAAGCAGCAACUUUGAUGAGGCAUUGAAAAAGAAAAUGAAGAAAAUGAAAUUUGAUUAGGAUUCUAGCUUACCAGCACACUUGUUCUAUCAGAUAAUGAAAAUUGAGGCUUUCAGGUUAGAAGAUGCUCAACUUCAUGAUAUUAGUUCUUUUUGGAUCAGUAGCACUAUGACUGACAGUUUAUGUGAAAUGAAAAGUUUCAGUUAUACCGGACAUGGUCAGUCUAUAGCUGUAGCUACUGAGCUGAAACCAAAAUACAGAUCAAGCCCAUAACUAAAGCAUUAAGGUGUAUUGGAGUGAUUUUGAGCAUGCUAGCUUCUGGAACCAACCUGGUCAGCUCUACUUGCCAAUUACUUCUGUAUAUGUGAUUGUUUUUUCCUCCAUAUAUUAACUGGAGUUUUUACUGUGUAGUUUAGUAAAAUAGGUGACUAGGGGAUGCAUGACAUGACAUGACAAUGACACUAAAUUUUGGUAUUUUCUGAUUAACCAAGGUGAUACCUGUGUUUAAAUCAUAUUCUGAUAUGUUCCUUUGAAUUUCCAGGAACCAUACAUCCACGCAGCAUGCACAAAUAACAACAUUUAGGCUAGAAUGUGAGAGCCAAGGAAUUAAUCUUGAGUUUAUUCUCAAAUGGAUGUUUAAGAUUAUUUUAUGGUUAAGAUUAUUUUUGAAGUAAAAUUAAUUUUGAUUAUUUAUGUAUGAUUUUUACUACUCAUUUAAUACACAUUUAUGUAUAUUAGUAUUCAUGUUUUUGUCAUUACAUCAAAUGUUGCUUGUAAGAGUUUUAGAUUCAUAAUUACCUGUGUAAGGUGAUUAAGAGCCUGUUAGGGAGGUAAUGGAAACCAAGUUCCCCAAUUUCCAAAGCAAAGUAACGGAGUUUUAACACAGCAUAAAAAUAUUACUUUCAUCUAACCUUGAGCCUAAGAGUCCUACAACAAAGUGGGAAGAAAUGCUCUUUUAUACGAACUAUGGAUUGAAUUAAUCUGCAACAUGGUUUGAGAUCUAAAAUUAGGAUCAAACACAAGUACAGUAUUGUGGAACAUGUUAUCUAUAAAAAAAAUCCAGUUUACUGGAACAGGAAUUAUAACAUCAAAUGUGUUCUAACAAAAAUAAAAUAAAACCCAAUGUGUAUAAUCCAUAGAUUGAUUAGUAGACACUUCUUUAUUAUUGAAAGAAACAAUCCAUUAAAAAAAUUGUAUAUUGAUCAAUAGAGACAUUCUUUAUAUUUAAACACUAAACACCAAACACAUCUAUUACAACUAUGUUUAUAAUGCUUAAUAAUACAUCUACCUUGUGAAAAUGUCAAUUGCAGUCUCUCCUUGAAUCUACUAGCGUUAAAAACUCUUGAGAAACUUGUUGGAGGCGUAAAAAGUUAUUAUAUUUACUUCAUGUAAUGUUACUUUAGCUUAAAAAGGUUGUGCCAAAAAAUAUUUAUUUGCAAUCCUGUAACCUGUCAUUUUAGGUGAUUUAUAGCGUGUUUGAAUUCAGAUUAAUUUAUGUUUAUUUUAAUGAUAUUAGUUAUAACUUGUAACUUUUGCAUAAAUUCAUGUUUAUAAUUUUUUUUAACAUGCUUUUAAAUAUACACUUAAUAUAAAAAUACUUAUAUUCUUUCUGCGUCUCUUAUCUUAAAAUACUUGUAUUCUUUCUCUACAUCUUAUCUUUUAUUUAAUCAGAUUAUUUGGCUAGUUGUUAGAGAUUUCAAUCAAACUAAAGUGCUUUUCAAAUUUGUCAAAACACCAGUCUUAGUUUAAAAGGUUUUUAAAUUUACUAAAACUCGAAUAACUCAACCAUUUUUUUUGUCUUUUCUCAUUUUUAUUUCAGUUCCAUCUCAUUAACCCAUGCUAGUAUGUCAAGCUUGUUUUGCUAAUCCGGCAGUGUGAACGUUAUUAGACUUGAGACUUAUUGGACCUUGUAUGCGUCACCAACCAUUAUAUUGAGGUAUCAUACCAAAAGGGUGGAUGCUUUAUUUGCCAUUACCACAUGCGGUAGUUUAGAGAGUACAACAUAAACUUGAUUCUGAUAAGGAUGAGCUACAGGCAUGCAACUAGUUCCAUUCCAUUAAUGUCUUGUCAUCCAAUCCUUCCUAAAUUGACCCCAUAACAACCUAAAGUUAGCUAGCUAUGUGCAAAUAUUUCAACCAGUAUGUACAUGGGUGAUGGGUUUCCCGGAAAAUAACAAGAAUUCAAAUGUUCCAUUUUUUCCAUAUAACCCAUAUACAUUGUAUUUAGUAAAGGUGACAACUAGUAGAAUUUAGUUUCCUAGCUAUUAAGUAAUUUAUUUAUCUUUAUGUAGAAUUACCUUGAAAAUUUUUGCCUAAUUUUUAAAAUUUAUUUAUCAUUUGAAGAAAUUACCUAUCUUUAUUACAUUGGAUUUUCACGUUCCUUUAAUAGGUGAAUUAAGUCUCAUUUGCCAUCUACUGCCAUUGAUCUUGAGAAAAUACAUGAGUGAUGAGUUCAAAUUUCUAAAGAGAGAGCAAUGGGUCUAGUCCCAUAGUUAAUUCCUAAUGAAAAGUUUUAUACUUUCACCACAUUUUUUUGUUGUGUUCACACCAAAAUGGCAAAUUACUAAAUUGUUCAGAACAAGAAAAAAUGGGGUUAGGAUCAAAUUGUUCAGUAAAAUAAACUUAUUUAUCUGUAAGAAAAGCUAAAUUAGUUCUGAUAAAUACAGGCAAAAGCUCAAAACUGCAAAUUAAUUAUUUAUUUAACAUGUGAUUAUUUAUUCUAUUGAUUUACUUUUUCCCCUAAUUUUUUAAACACUUUAAUUUCUCCACAAAUUCGUUAAUUU
Molecule: messenger RNA, 4258 nt
Organism: Abrus precatorius (Indian licorice)
Lineage: Eukaryota; Viridiplantae; Streptophyta; Magnoliopsida; Fabales; Fabaceae
Product: transcription termination factor MTERF5, chloroplastic-like
Exons: 4
Coding region: 130-1536 (468 amino acids)
Biological process (GO): regulation of DNA-templated transcription
Molecular function (GO): double-stranded DNA binding
Source: RefSeq, a predicted model, not a curated record